Molecule: messenger RNA, 3362 nt
Organism: Parus major (Great Tit)
Lineage: Eukaryota; Metazoa; Chordata; Aves; Passeriformes; Paridae
Gene: COL25A1
Product: collagen type XXV alpha 1 chain
Exons: 38
Coding region: 372-2543 (723 amino acids)
Source: RefSeq, a predicted model, not a curated record
GGGGCGCUUCCCGCCCCGCGCCUGAAAACCUCUCUGACAAGUGGCAAAGCGCUCGCAGAGCACGCUGCUCCCUCCGAAGGGCGGCAGGAAGCCGCGGGGGCUCGCCUCGCACCCAGCCCCGCUGCCGGCCUGUGGCUCGCCGCCUGUGCCGCGGGGUGGGUCGCGACCCGCUGCCGGGCGCUGCGCGGUGCGGAGCGCGCCGCCGCUUCGCCUUCCAAGUGCGGGAGCCGGCUGCGGGCUUGGCUUCUACUUGCCGCUGGUUUUUUUCCCCCCCCUUCUUUCCAAUCACUGUUUUGCCAUUUUGUUAUUUAUUUUCUCCUACUUCGUUGCCGUUGUUUUUUGUUUCCGUUGUUUGUAAACUAAUUGCCUCCAUGGGGGGCGGAGGAAAGGAAAUCAAAGCUGCCGCAGCUGAAGGGUGUGCGAGCACGCUGGGGAAGAGCCGAGGAGCCGCAGGACAGGAUGGCAACGGGAAGCCCGGCGGCAGCGGGAAGCCCGGCCCCGGGAAGCGCGGCUGCGGCGGGGAGCGCUGCCCGCGGCGGGCCGGGCCGGUCGGCUCCGCGCUGGCCGCGCUCCUCUCGGCGCUGGCCGCGGCCUCCUGCGUCUACCUGGGGGUGCGGACCAGCGACCUCCAGGCCAGGGUCGCGGCCAUCGAAGGCGCCCGAGGGGGCUUCUCUGCCGCCGCCCCGCUCCCGCCGCUGCCCGGCUUUUCCUUGGAGCAGCUGAACGCGAUGAUGCAGGAGAAAGUGGAGCGACUUCUCGCCCAGAAAUCCUACGAGCACUUGGCAAAGAUACGAGUAGCGAGAGAAGCGGCUCCAGAGUGCAACUGCCCACCAGGUCCUCCAGGGAAAAGAGGUAAGCGGGGAAGAAGAGGAGAGACUGGACCUCCUGGUCAGCCUGGUCCUCAAGGCCCUCCUGGUCCAAAAGGCGAGAAGGGAGAUCAAGGUGAUCAGGGCCCUCGGGGUCUGCCAGGCUUCCCCACAGUUGCUGCUCUGCACAGUAAUCAGAUCCUCACCGUCAAGGGGGACCAAGGACAAGCUGGACCCCCUGGGCCUCCAGGGCCACCAGGACCCAGAGGUCCCCCAGGAGAUACUGGCAAGGAUGGUCCUCGUGGGAUGCCUGGCUUAACGGGUGAGCCAGGAAAACCAGGAGAACAAGGAUUGACAGGACCUCAGGGGCCUCCAGGACAAAAGGGUUCUGUUGGAGUGCCUGGUGUUCCAGGGAGAGAUGGACAAGUGGGUGAACCUGGUUUGCCUGGCAUAGCAGGAGAGAAGGGAGAAGCGGGGCUCAAGGGUGACCCUGGCGAAAGAGGAGAAAAGGGGGAUGCUGGUGAGAAUGGAAUGAAGGGUGACACAGGAGAAAAGGGUGACCCUGGCUCUUCUGCGGCUGGAAUUAAGGGUGAACCUGGUGAAUCCGGACGGCCUGGGCAAAAGGGUGAACCAGGCCUUCCUGGGCUUCCUGGACUCCCUGGAAUAAAGGGUGAACCAGGUUUCAUUGGUCCACAAGGAGAACCUGGGUUGCCAGGGCUACCAGGAACCAAGGGUGACAGAGGAGAGGCAGGCCCUGUUGGGAAGGGUGAGCGAGGUGAACCUGGGAUCCCUGGACCAAAGGGGAAAACAGGUGAACCUGGAUCUAGAGGCCCCAAAGGGUCAAAGGGGGAUACCGGUGAGAGAGGUGACACAGGAUCUGCAGGUCCACAGGGACCACCUGGACAGAAGGGCGAUCAAGGUGCAACAGAGAUAAUUGAUUAUAAUGGCAAUAUCCAUGAAGCUCUGCAGAGGAUUGCCACCCUGACUGUCACGGGACCACCAGGACCACCAGGACCCCAAGGGCUGCAAGGGUCAAAGGGUGAACCAGGAUCCCCAGGAAUUCCAGGAGCUGAUGGAGAACAGGGUCCUAAGGGCUCAAAAGGAGACACAGGUGAUCCUGGAAUGCCUGGAGAAAAAGGGGGAAUUGGACUUCCUGGCCUACCAGGAGCCAAUGGCAUGAAAGGCGAAAAAGGAGACGUUGGUUUGCCUGGUGCCCAAGGUCCUUCAAUGAUAGGACCACCUGGACCACCAGGGCCACAUGGUCCUCCAGGCCCUAUGGGACCUCAUGGACUGCCUGGCCCAAAGGGUGAACCAGGGUUAAAUGGUCUUAAAGGAUUGAAGGGUGAACCAGGUCAAAAGGGUGACAGAGGGCCCCUUGGUCUUCCAGGAGCAUCUGGCUUAGACGGAAAGCCAGGAGCCCGGGGUAUAGAUGGCCCGGUUGGUCCCCAUGGCCCUGCAGGUCCCAAAGGAGAGAGAGGUGAGAAGGGAGCUGUCGGUGACCCUGGACCCAGAGGACCGUACGGCUUGCCUGGUUUCCCUGGUCCUCGAGGAGAAAAGGGUGAUAUAGGAGAAAAGGGAGAAAAGGGAUUCCGUGGAAUUAAGGGGGAAAAAGGGGAGCCAGGCCAGCCUGGCCUGGAUGGGCUGGAUGCCCCUUGCCAAUUGGGUCCUGAUGGAUUACCAAUGCCUGGCUGUUGGCAAAAGGGAGUCACACCAUGGCUCAUUGCUAGAAAGAGAUAAACCAGAGGAGCACAGAAAGAGGCCUUGAAUUUUUGGGGAAUAGCAUUCCAGCUGCAGGUGGAUGGCUUCCAGUCUUGCGGGAUACUUGGCCCCUUUGAUCAGAGAGGGUCCCGCCUGUUGAUCAGCUUCGGUUUUGCCUUGCGCUGCUCACGGUCGUGAAGACAUUCGCGAUAGGCCCUGUCGAGUCCUUCAUCAAGAGGGACAGAACGUUGAAGAAGAAACCAGACUUCUCUGUGGGUUGUUUGAAAAGGUUACAGAGGUGCUGCAGGGAUCAUUUGAUGGCAGACACCACCUGAGACCAGAAGCUUCUCAACCUCACUUGAGGACAGACAGAGUGUAUAUACUCUGCAUAUUGUAUUUUGGACUGCUGGAGGAGAAAGCACUCUUGAGGUGGGGAUGAAUCAGAUCAUCCUCCAGAGGAGGAUAGCAAUGGAACUGACCAGAGAUAUUAGUAUCAUGGUGUGGUUUUCAGGUUAUUCACUUCAAAUUACACAUAACUAGCUGAACUUCUCUACGGGAUUUUGGAAGCAAUGGUUUGCUUUGUUUCCUUUGUUUCCUGUUACUGUUGCCAUAAAGAAUGCAUUUCAAUAACCUAUUCAACAUUUGUGAUGAUGGCAUUGAAGAAAAUACACUCAAGCCUCAUAUUCAUCUUGUUUCAGUAUUAACAGUUUUUAUUUCAGAGUCUUUGAAGUCUUCAAGUCUAGAAAAGAAAGAGUUUAUUUUUGUGUUUCACAGAAUGAUGUAUUCAUCUUGUUCCUUUUAUGUUGUUACAGUGAUUUUAGUGGACAUUAUUGCUCAAAAAACAUUGGAGAGAAACAA